GAUCUGCUUCCAUUCAAGUAUUUCAAGACUUCUUCAAAACCACUUUGCCUCCGGCCAUCACCCCUCCACCGCCUCCACUACCAGUCUACCACCACCUGCUGUCCUUCUCUUUCCAUAACAACCACCAUCAUCAUGAAGUUUAUCAGUUGGAUGCAAAGUAAAAUUAAUGGCGGACAAGGGUGUAAGAACACUAAUACUCCUCAUCACACGAAGCACGAACCCCAAAAAGAAGAAUUUAGUGAUUGGCCACAGGGAUUGCUAACAAUAGGAACAUUUGGAAACAAUGAUCUACCAAUUGAAAAUGAAGAAAUUCAAGAAACUCGAGGUACAGAAACAAUAUCAUCUCCAGAUCUUUCUGAAUUCACACCUGAAGAAAUCGGGAAACUACAGAACGAGUUAACAAAACUCCUGUCAAAGAAACCGGCUGCUUAUACACAAGAAGCCAUUGAUCUCCCAUUGGAUAGAUUUCUAAAUUGCCCUUCAAGCUUAGAAGUUGAUCGUAGACUUUCUCUCACAGUUAAUGAUCAUGACGAAAACAAUAAAGAGGAAGAUAUUGAUCGAACGAUUAGAGUUAUUCUUGGUAGGUGCAAGGAUAUUUGCAUGAAUAACAGUAGUAAGAAAGCAAUCGGGAAGAAAUCAAUUUCUUUCAUUUUCAAGAAGAUGUUCGCAUGCAGCAGUGGCUUUCCAGCAAUUCCUACUUUACGUGAUCCGCUUCCAGAAUCAAAAAUGGAGAAGCUGUUAAGAGCUAUGCUUAAGAACAAGAUCAACCCGCAAAACUCUUCUCAAUCAUCAUCAAGAACGAGGUUCAUCGAAGGAAAACGACAACCCAAGAAAGUGAAAGUUACAGAGAAUAAUGAAAAAGAUGGGUCGAAAUGGGUGAAAACCGAUUCUGAAUUUAUUGUUCUUGAGAUAUGA
Molecule: messenger RNA, 915 nt
Organism: Lactuca virosa
Lineage: Eukaryota; Viridiplantae; Streptophyta; Magnoliopsida; Asterales; Asteraceae
Source: the annotation of a GenBank genome assembly